Selaginella moellendorffii is the source of this 1823-nucleotide messenger RNA. Its product is annotated as aspartate--tRNA ligase 1, cytoplasmic. Gene Ontology annotation, cellular component: cytoplasm; aminoacyl-tRNA synthetase multienzyme complex; cytosol. The record is from RefSeq and is a predicted model, not a curated record. Bases 12 to 1730 code for a protein of 572 amino acids. The transcript has 10 exons. NCBI's taxonomy places the organism in Eukaryota, Viridiplantae, Streptophyta, Lycopodiopsida, Selaginellales, Selaginellaceae. Gene Ontology annotation, molecular function: aspartate-tRNA ligase activity; RNA binding; ATP binding. Gene Ontology annotation, biological process: aspartyl-tRNA aminoacylation.
UAGGGUUCUUCAUGGGUAGUGUUUCGUGGUUGAGGCAUAUUUCCAGCGCUAGGGUUUUAGGCUUGAGGAUCGAUCGUCGGCGUUUUUACAGCGUGAUGCCGCGAGGAGAGGAAUCAGCAGCUGGGGCGGAGGCAUCGGCUUCGGCGGUGGAAGCAUCGCCAGGUAUGAGCAAGAAAGCCGCACAGAAGGCCGCGAAGAAAGCCGAGAAGGAGCUCCGCCAGGCUGCUGCGCUCGCCGCGGCUGCCGCGGAGGAGGAAGAAAUUGAUCCACUGGCGGACAAGUACGGGGAUACGAAGCUGGAGGAUUUGCAAUCCAAGGCUGUGACUGGGCGGAAGUGGACCGAGAUUUCGGAGCUUGGGACCGAUCUGGAGGGCUCUACUGUGCUGGUUCGUGGGAGAGUUCACAGCAAGAGAGCGAAAGGGAAGAUGGCAUUUUUGGUGCUUCGUGAGACUAUCCAUACCGUGCAAUGCGUGGUUUCUAUGGAGAACGUCGGGAGCAAACAGUUUGUGAAGUAUGCGAGCUUGCUGAGCAAAGAGUCCGUUGUGGACGUGACGGGAAAUGUGUCAAAUCCAAGAAAUCCAGUGUCUGGGACGACACAACCGGUGGAAAUCCAGGUGACAGAACUCCAUUGUAUAUCUAGGUCGACCAACGAGCUCCCUCUUCUGUUGGAAGAUGCCGCUCGCAGCGACCAGGAUAUUGAGAAAGCUGCAAAGGAAGGCAUUCAAUAUGCACGCGUUCUACAAGACACGAGGCUGAAUAACAGGGUCCUUGAUCUUAGAAUCCCUGCCAAUCAAGCGAUCUUUACCGUUCAGUCGGAAAUCUCAAGCCUCUUUCACGACUUUCUACGGGCUAACAAGUUUCGCCAGAUCCACACGCCAAAGCUUAUCGCUGGUGCUAGCGAAGGUGGCUCUGCAGUGUUCAAGCUGCAGUACGCUAAUGAUCAACCUGCAUGUCUGGCUCAAUCACCGCAGCUGCACAAACAGAUGGCAAUUUGUGGUGACUUCCGUCGAGUUUUCGAGAUAGGUCCUGUUUUCAGAGCCGAAAAAUCUUUUACUCAUCGGCACCUGUGUGAAUUUAUCGGGCUCGAUUUUGAAAUGGAGAUCAAGGAACACUAUUUCGAGAUCAUCGACCUGAUUGGCAAACUCUUCAUCUAUGUGUUCAACGAGCUUAACAAGAACUGCAAGAAAGAGCUUGAAACGAUCAACAGCCAGUAUCCUUUUGAGCCAUUGCAGUAUCUCGACGAAACCCUGGUACUCGCAUUUGCCGAGGGGAUUCAGAUGUUAAAGGAAGCUGGGUUUGAGACUGAUCCUCUUGGAGACCUUGACACAGAAACUGAGAGGAGACUGGGACUUCUUGUGAAGGAGAGAUACAAGACUGAUUUUUAUAUUCUUCAUCGAUAUCCACUUGCUGUCCGGCCAUUCUAUACCAUGCCUGCUGUCGACGAUCCUAAAUAUUCAAACUCAUUCGACGUUUUCAUUCGGGGCGAGGAAAUCAUCUCCGGUGCCCAGCGUGUUCAUGACAAGGAUCUUCUUCUAAAGCGGAUCGAGGAGUGCAACAUUGAUCCAAACGCUAUUGGCUUGCAGAACUACAUAAAUUCUUUCAGCUAUGGUGCACCACCUCACGGAGGCAUUGGCGUCGGCUUGGAACGAGUAGCGAUGCUCUUCUGCAAUCUGGACAACAUAAGGAAGGUCUCUUUGUUUCCUCGUGAUCCUAAUAGGCUGGCACCUUAGAUCGAGGAUAACGGUGUCCUGAUAAUUAGGCACCAGAUUUUGCACAAGUGUUACAACCCAUAUUGACGCAAGGGAUGAGGUUCUUCUUCUUCU